This is a messenger RNA of Sinocyclocheilus grahami, 2803 nucleotides long. It is a transcript of the gene strbp, whose product is annotated as spermatid perinuclear RNA binding protein. Gene Ontology annotation, molecular function: single-stranded RNA binding; double-stranded RNA binding. The transcript has 19 exons. The coding region runs from base 325 to 2397 and encodes 690 amino acids. NCBI's taxonomy places the organism in Eukaryota, Metazoa, Chordata, Actinopteri, Cypriniformes, Cyprinidae. The record is from RefSeq and is a predicted model, not a curated record. Gene Ontology annotation, cellular component: precatalytic spliceosome.
GCGCCCGUGGUCCAAACACUUGAGACAGUCGGAAAGCAGAUCGAGAGACCGCCGGAGAAAGAAACACUUGACUGGAGGUGCAUCGCUCCAGCGGAGGAGUACGGCCAACGAGAGCACGGUCCAGAUACGACAGCGUCUUUGCUCCGUGAGAAGGUCUGGACAGGAGCAGGACGUGAGCGCUGACGGUUUGGUGCAGUCGGGUGCAGCGGGGGGGCAGAGAGGCGAGCGCAUGAGGAGAGGGCGUCCCGAGACCCCUGUCUCCACACUCCGUGCUCACACACACACGUUCACAGACACACCGCGCCUUGCAACCCUCCAGCCGCCAUGAGGUCCAUUCGGUCGUUCGGGAACGAUGACCGUCACGUCAUGGCCAAGCACUCCACCAUCUACCCUUCCUCUGAGGCCUUGGAGGCGGUGCAGAGCCUCGUCUCCACCGUGGAGCGCGCCCUGAAACACGUCUCUGAUUGGAUGGACCAAACUCAAGCCAGCCAAUCAAAUCAACCAAAUUCAUCCAGCACACAGGAGGAGGGGACGGAGGCCAGCGCGGACGAAUCGCCAGAAGGCAGCACAAACGAGGACAGCAGCUCUAGUAGCAGUCCCAGUGAAGGACAGGUGUUGUGUGGCGUGAUGAGGAUCGGUCUGGUGGCCAAAGGCCUCCUGAUUAAAGAUGACAUGGAUCUGGAGCUGGUGCUCAUGUGCCGAGAGAAGCCCACCGAGACUCUGCUGUGCACCGUCUGUGACAACAUCCCGCUGCAGAUCGAGAAGUUGACAGAGGAGAAGUAUGAGGUACAGAGCUCUAUUCCAGAUGCCGCCAUCUUGGUCCGCACCACAACAGACCCCAAACUCACGCUGAAGGUGACACUCACCUCCCCACAGAUGCAAGACGACGGCGAGACGGAGGAGCAAGAGAGCGUUGAGUCGAGCGAGCCGGCGGACCUGUUGGAUAGACAGAGGUGCCUGGUGGCGUUGGCCUCUCUGCGACAUGCCAAAUGGUUCCAGGCUAGAGUUAACGGGCUAAAGUCGUGCGUGAUUGUCUUGCGAAUACUGAGAGACAUGUGCAAUAGAGUCCCGGCGUGGGAACCUCUGAAAGGAUGGCCUUUGGAGUUAAUAUGUGAGAAGGCCAUCGCCACGUGUAACAGACCUCUGGGAGCAGGAGAGGCUCUGCGCCGGGUCAUGGAGUGUCUCGCCUCCGGCAUACUGCUUCCAGGUGGACCAGGCCUGCAUGAUCCCUGUGAGAAGGAGCUGACGAACACCCUGUCGGCCAUGACGGAUGAGGAGGCGGAGGCCAUCACGUACAACACACAGCAUGCUCUGCGGCUCAUGGCCUUUGGGCAGAUCUAUAAGGUCUUAGAAAUGGACCCUCUCCCCUCAAGUAAACCUUCACAGAAAUUCCCCUGGUCAGAUAAAGAAGGUCUAGGGCUGAAGAGACCUUAUGAAGAUGGUCUGCUGGACGACAAAGACCUCAUCAAGAAGAUGAAACGCAACCUGAGAAAAGCAGUUCUUGACAGUAAAGCAAUAGACUCAAAUCAACCCAUGAAUGCUCUGAUGCGCUUGAACCAGAUCCGGCCGGGGCUGCAGUAUAAACUGCUGUCUCAGUCAGGUCCGGUUCACGCCCCCGUCUUCACCAUGUCUGUAGACGUCGACGGCACUGUUUACGAAGCCUCUGGCUCCUCUAAGAAGACCGCCAAGCUGCACGUGGCUGUAAAGGUGCUACAGGCGAUGGGUUACCCCACAGGCUUCGACACAGACCUGGACUCCAUGAGUGCAGAUGAGAAGUCGGACGGGGAGGGCAAGAGCGAGACGUCCACACACUCAAGCAAUAACACAUCACACUCCUCAGACAGCUCCAACACGUUGGAGGUGCGAACUCAGGGUCCUAUUUUGACGGCCAGCGGGAAGAACCCAGUCAUGGAGCUGAAUGAGAAACGUCGCGGGCUGAAGUACGAGCUCAUCUCAGAGAGCGGAGGAAGUCACGACAAACGCUUCGUCAUGGAGGUGGAAGUGGACGGGCAGAAGUUUCGUGGCGCAGGGCCCAAUAAGAAAGUAGCCAAAGCCAGCGCUGCCCUCGCGGCUCUAGAAAAACUCUUCUCCGGGCCUAAUGCUGCUGGCAACAAGAAGAAAAAAAUAAUCCCUCAGAGUAAAGGGGCAUUAGCUGCAGCUGCUGCUGUGUCUGCCGUCGCGGUCCAGGCAGCACGAGGACGAGGAAGACCCACCCUCACACGAGGAGCCUUCAUCAGCGCUGCGGCAGCACCUGGAUACGUCACACCAGGCUUCGGAGCCCCAUACGGGUACAGCGCAGCGGCCGCCACUCCUGCAUACGGUUUGCCCAAGAGAAUGCUUCUGUUGCCCGUCAUGAAAGUGCCCGCCUACCCCGUCCCUCACUACUCUUUCUUUUAGCUCAGGAGCCUACUUUACACACACAUACACAACGUAAAUGUACGUGGGAAGGGAAGGUCAGAUAGCACAGCCCUAUCAUAUAUAGGGACAGCUAUAAGGGUAUUUGUGAAGUGCUUUUUAUUUGAUCAUCACAUUUUUUGUUCUCUUACUGUCUUCUGGUUUUAAGCAAAUACAGGUUUUAUGUUCUUCAGAAAGAAAACUUGAAGGAUUUGUACUGUGAAUUAUUACCUCAUUCUUGGAAAUUUAAAUUAUAUCAGCCUCUUGUUAUCAUGGUUGUGUUUUUCUUGUAGUAUGGAAAUAGGCUGUCACGACAGGCUUAAUCUAUGUACGCAUAUCAGGAGCUGUGUUUAAGAUGUAUAGAUCUAAUUCAUACUACUGCUAACAAAUAAACAUUUAUCUUCAUGAA